CGCCGGCUCCCUUCCGCUUCCGGUGUCCUACAGCCAUGGCCGCCGCCGUCGCUGCUGCCGGCGCCGGGGAGCCUCUGUCCCCAGACGAAUUGCUCCCGAAAGCCGAGGCGGAGAAGGCCGAGGAGGAGCUGGAAGAAGACGACGACGACGAGCUAGAUGAGACCCUGUCGGAGAGACUUUGGGGUCUGACGGAGAUGUUUCCGGAGAGGAUCCGGUCCGCCGCCGGAGCCACCUUUGAUCUCUCGCUCUUCGUGGCUCAGAAGAUGUACAGAUUUUCCAGGGCAGCUUUGUGGAUUGGGACCACCUCCUUUAUGAUCCUGGUUCUUCCUGUUGUCUUUGAGACAGAAAAGUUGCAAAUGGAGCAGCAGCAGCAGCUGCAGCAGCGGCAGAUACUUUUGGGGCCUAACACAGGACUGUCAGGAGGAAUGCCAGGGGCUCUACCUCCACUUCCUGGAAAGAUCUAGAUUAUUACUUCAGAGUUUGUCCGGGUGGGAGGACUUUGAAAUUGAGUUGUGUUUGAACUGCUGAUUGUUUGGACUUUUUUUUUUAAACUUUGGCGCAUCAAUCUAUUUAAUCUGGUGGGCACUCUCUCCGUUUCUCAUGGAGACUCCAGUUGCACCUGUGCCCUUCAUCAUGCUCUUAUUUCCCGGUCUGAUGCUAGAGGACAGCCAUGUGGAAGGUUAUUCCACGUUAUCCCUUAUAGUAAACUGCUCCUGUCGAAGUUCUCACGUGCCCCUUGUGGGGAAGAAGUAAGCACCCCUGACCCUUAAAGACACUUUCUUUAGAAGAAUGGGAAUGUCUGGGGCAUGUAAGCAAUGUGAAACUGACAAAAUCCAUUAUAGCUGCCAUUACAAAACGGUCAGCAGGAAUCCCUGUAUGGUGGAGAGAAGGGAGGCUGGCUGUAGCCUUAGCCAGAUGGGGACUGUGGACUGAGCAGGCGCUCCUCCCUCUGCACAUUUGGACCUGCGUGCUGUGUAAAAAAGAAGUCAGUGCUCACUUUUUGUAUUUAAAUAUUAAAAGAACUCCAACUGAAAGUGUUA
Messenger RNA from Chionomys nivalis (European snow vole), 1040 nucleotides. It is a transcript of the gene Tomm22, whose product is annotated as translocase of outer mitochondrial membrane 22. The transcript has 4 exons. Gene Ontology annotation, biological process: intracellular protein transport. Bases 36 to 464 code for a protein of 142 amino acids. Gene Ontology annotation, cellular component: mitochondrial outer membrane. The record is from RefSeq and is a predicted model, not a curated record. Lineage: Eukaryota; Metazoa; Chordata; Mammalia; Rodentia; Cricetidae.